AUGGCUGCUUCCGCUGAUAGUCCCGUCUACCGGGCCACCACGACGGCCCCCGUCAACAUCGCUGUCAUCAAAUACUGGGGCAAGCGUGAUGCCGUUCUCAACUUGCCUACCAACUCCUCUCUCUCCGUCACCCUCUCCCAACGCUCAUUGCGCACCCUUACCACCGCCUCCUGCUCGGCCAUCUACCCCGCCCAAGACGAGCUGAUCCUCAACGGCAAGCCCCAGGAUAUCCAGUCAUCCAAGCGUACCCUUGCCUGUCUCUCCAGCCUGCGCGCUCACCGCAAGGAGGUCGAAGCUGCCGACUCCUCUCUUCCGAAGCUCUCUGCCCUCCCUCUCCGCAUCGUCUCCGAGAACAACUUCCCCACCGCUGCCGGACUCGCCAGCUCGGCUGCUGGGUUCGCCGCCCUUGUCCGCGCCGUGGCCGACCUCUACCAGCUCCCACAAUCUCCCCGGGACCUCAGUCGCAUUGCCCGCCAGGGCUCCGGCUCCGCCUGUCGAUCGCUGAUGGGCGGCUACGUCGCCUGGCGCGCCGGCACCCUCGAGGAUGGCAGCGACAGUCUGGCGGAGGAAGUCGCGCCCGCCGCUCACUGGCCCGAGAUGCGCGCCAUCGUGCUUGUCGUCAGCGCCGAGAAGAAGGAUGUCCCCAGCACCGAGGGGAUGCAGACGACCGUCGCGACGUCGAACCUGUUCGCUACGCGGGCGAACACCGUCGUCCCCGAGCGUAUGGCGGCGAUCGAGACCGCCAUUCAGAACCGGGACUUCCCCGCCUUUGCCGAGAUCACCAUGCGGGACUCCAACGGGUUCCACGCCACUUGCCUGGACUCCUGGCCUCCGAUCUUCUACAUGAACGACGUCUCGCGGGCCGCUGUGCGUCUCGUCCACGACAUCAACCGGGCCGUCGGCCGCACGGUCUGUGCCUACACCUUCGAUGCGGGCCCGAACGCUGUUAUCUACUACCUCGAGAAGGAGACCGAGCUCGUGGCUGGUACGAUCAAGGCCAUUCUCGGUACCAAGGCCGAUGGCUGGGAAGGCCCCUUCUACGAGCCCAUGAAGGAUCUCAGCGCCCCCGGUGUUGCCCUGGACAAGGUGGACUCCAGGGCCGUGGAAGUGCUCGAGGACGGCGUCAGCCGCGUCAUCCUUACCGGCGUCGGCGAGGGGCCCGUCAGCGUGACCGAUCACCUGGUCAGCGAGAAGGGCGAUGUGCUCUCUCACUAA
This is a messenger RNA of Aspergillus fijiensis CBS 313.89, 1215 nucleotides long. It is a transcript of the gene mvd1, whose product is annotated as diphosphomevalonate decarboxylase MVD1. Gene Ontology annotation, biological process: isoprenoid biosynthetic process; isopentenyl diphosphate biosynthetic process, mevalonate pathway. Gene Ontology annotation, molecular function: diphosphomevalonate decarboxylase activity; ATP binding. The record is from RefSeq and is a predicted model, not a curated record. The transcript has 2 exons. Lineage: Eukaryota; Fungi; Ascomycota; Eurotiomycetes; Eurotiales; Aspergillaceae. Gene Ontology annotation, cellular component: cytosol. The coding region runs from base 1 to 1215 and encodes 404 amino acids.